AUGGAUUAAUCACUAUUAGCUAAGAAUGAUAGGACAUUAGAUCAAUCUCAACAUCAGGAUCUAAUCAAGAAUGAUUUGAGGCAAUUCAUGCCUGAGCAGGAAAUUAAAGAAAUGGGAAUUUGGAAUAAACUAUUUUUCUCUUGGGCGAAUGGCUUGAUAUCUUUUGCAAAAAAGAAUUAAAUACACAUCAAUCAGAUGGGUAAAAUUAAAGAUCAGGAUAGAGUAGAGCUUUAGUAUAAUAAACUUAAGAAAAGUUGGAAACUAUACAAAAAUAGAAAGGGAAAUUCACUAUUUAAAGCAGUGCUUCAUGCAUAUAGAUAUGAGUAUUUCAUAGCAGUAAUAUUUAACUUGGUUGUGACUUCUAUCGAAAUAAGUUCACCUCUUCUAAUAAAAAGAAUUAUAGACUAUAUUCAAGAUCCAGAUGAGGAGUAAUACAUUGGAUUUCUGUUGGUCACAACAUUGAUAGUUACUCAAGGCUUCAAAUAUAUUCUUUCAGAUCACCUUGACUACUACUAGAGAUUGAUCGGAGUAAGAUCUACGAAUGCAAUGAUUGCAUUGAUUUACAAUAAAACUUUGAAAGUUUCAAGCGCUACAAACAAGAAAUUUUCAAAUGGAGAAAUUGUUAAUUUCAUCUAAGUUGACGCAUAGAAACUAAACAUUAUAUCUGAAAAUCUAGCUACUGUGCUAAAGUAGCCUGUUUUAUUAAUAACCUGCAUAGUCUUACUGUUUCACUAUAUGGGAUCGUCAUUCCUUGCCGGAGUAGCUGUAACGGCUGCUGCAUUUUGUGUAAAUCUAUUUGUUAACAAGUUCUCGACCAGAUAUCAAACUGCUUACAUGAAACUUUAGGAUCAAAGAGUUAACCUAACAACAGAAUGUUUAAACAACAUUAAAAUGCUUAAGCUAUAUUCCUGGUAAGAAGCUUUUGAAAGGAUGAUAGGGUAAAAAAGAUCGGAAGAGUUGGCUGUUCUCUGGAAAAUAUUUACAGUCAGCUGUGUUAACAUGACGUCUCAAUACUUCUUUCCAUCAAUAUUAGGUGCUGCUGUGUUUUCAGCAUAUAUCGGUAGUGGGAAUACACUUGACCUUAGUGUUGCUUACACUGUUAAUACUAUAUUUAAUUUGUUAAAGAGUUCACAGUUGCAAUGA
Messenger RNA from Stylonychia lemnae, 1143 nucleotides. Lineage: Eukaryota; Ciliophora; Spirotrichea; Sporadotrichida; Oxytrichidae. The record is from the annotation of a GenBank genome assembly.